Messenger RNA from Aspergillus sclerotioniger CBS 115572, 3357 nucleotides. RefSeq names its product cleavage polyadenylation factor subunit CFT2. The record is from RefSeq and is a predicted model, not a curated record. Gene Ontology annotation, biological process: mRNA 3'-end processing by stem-loop binding and cleavage. The transcript is spliced from 2 exons. NCBI's taxonomy places the organism in Eukaryota, Fungi, Ascomycota, Eurotiomycetes, Eurotiales, Aspergillaceae. Gene Ontology annotation, cellular component: mRNA cleavage and polyadenylation specificity factor complex. Gene Ontology annotation, molecular function: RNA binding. Bases 194 to 3217 code for a protein of 1007 amino acids.
CGUCUCAGCUGCCUAUUCUUCAAGUGGUGAAUUGUGAUUGAUCACCUGGAUAUGCUCCAAUAAUCCAAAUUGACUCCAUUUUGUUCGUCGUCAAUCCUCCCGGAUCGAUGAGCUGAGUAGCGCUUCCCGAGUCUCCGCGACAGCUUCACUGCAGCUCUCCUGGUUUCGCCGCGCACGAGAAACCCAAGCCAAGAUGUUCACCUUUACUCCUCUACUCGGUGCGCAAUCGUCGUCUUCCAAGGCGUCGCAAUCGAUUCUUGAGCUUGACGGCGGAAUCAAGAUCCUCGUGGACGUUGGUUGGGAUGACACCUUUGAUCCCCUCGACCUCCAGGAACUGGAAAAACAUGUCCCGACCCUAUCGUUGAUUCUCCUCACACAUUCUACGCCCGCCCAUAUCGGUGCCUUUGCCCAUUGCUGCAAGACCUUUCCUCUUUUCACCCAGAUUCCCGUCUACGCUACCAGUCCCGUCAUUGCGCUCGGUCGCACCCUGUUACAGGACCUCUAUGCCUCCGCCCCGCUGGCGGCCACCUUCUUACCCAAGGCCUCGAUUUCCGAACCUGGAGCGUUCACAUCGGCUGCGUCAGCUGCUGCAUCGGUGGCGGAAGGUGACGAAAGCGCCGAACCUACUCAUGCCGGACGAAUCCUCCUCCAACCUCCGACGGCCGAAGAGAUCGCCCGAUACUUCUCCCUGAUACACCCCUUGAAAUACUCACAGCCACACCAACCCCUCCAGUCGCCAUUCUCCCCACCCUUGAACGGCCUUACCCUGACUGCCUAUAAUGCUGGACACACGGUUGGCGGUACGAUAUGGCACGUGCAACAUGGCAUGGAGUCGAUUGUCUAUGCGGUUGACUGGAACCAAGCCCGAGAAAGCGUCGUGGCGGGCGCUGCGUGGUUUGGCGGAUCCGGUGCCAGUGGAACGGAGGUCAUCGAGCAGCUGCGCAAGCCUACGGCGCUGGUCUGCAGUACCCGGGGCGGCGAACGGUUCGCACUGCCCGGAGGCCGCAAGAAGCGCGAUGACUUGCUGCUGGACAUGAUCCGGAGCACUAUUGCCAAGGGAGGCACGGUUCUGAUUCCCACAGAUACUAGUGCUCGCGUGCUGGAGCUGGCGUACGCGCUUGAACACGCCUGGCGCGAUGCGGCGGGCCAAGGCCAGGGGGAUGAUGUGUUGAAAGGCGCCGGACUGUAUCUGGCUGGCCGGAAAGCCAACACUACGAUGCGACUUGCGCGGAGUAUGUUGGAGUGGAUGGAUGAGAAUAUCGUGCGGGAGUUUGAGGCAGCAGAGGGGGUGGAUGCAGCGACCGGACAGUCUACGAAUGCGGAUAACCAACGGUCUGGUCCGAACCAGGGCAAGGCCGAAGGCAAGGGCGUGGGCCCCUUUACUUUCAAACAUCUCCGAAUUCUGGAGCGGAAAAAGCGACUGGAAAAGAUCCUGACCGACCAGAAGCCCAAGGUUAUCCUUGCCUCGGAUACGUCGCUGGACUGGGGGUUCGCGAAAGAGUCUCUACGACUGGUGGCGGAGGGCGCCAACAACCUGCUGCUUCUGACGGAGCCGCUGCACAAGGAGCGGAUCUCGGAAGUCCAGGAAGCCACCCGCCGGAAGACCCUCGGGGGUAUGAUCUGGCAGUGGUAUGAGGAACGCAAAGAUGGGGUUGCUCUGGAAAAGGCGUCGGAUGGCGAGAUGCUGGAACAAGUGCACAGUGGGGGACGGGAACUGUCCUGGACGGACGUGCGGCGCGCGCCUCUGGACGCGGGUGAGCAGCUGCUCUACCAGCAGUAUCUGGCCACCAAACGCCAGCUCCAGGAUACGUCGCAGGCACGAGGACAGGAAACCCUCGACAACGCAGCCGAUGCACUCGACGACCGAUCCAGCUCUACAUCGGAAGACUCGGAGACGGAGCAGCAGGGCCGCGUGCUGAAUUUUUCGACCUCAUUAGCACACGCCAACCGCAACAAGCUCGGGCUCAGCGAUGAAGACUUGGGCAUCAAUAUUCUUCUCCGGCGCAAGAACGUCUACGACUACGAUGUGCGUGGCAAGAAAGGCCGUGAGCGAAUGUUUCCGUACGUGGCCCCGAGAAAGAAGGGGGACGAGUUUGGCGAGUUCAUCCGGCCGGAGGAGUAUCUCCGCGCGGAGGAACGCGAGGAAGCCGACAUGCAGCAGCGCCGGACUGACUCCCAGACCAAACUGGGGCAGAAACGGCGAUGGGAUGAAUCGGGGCCCCACGGACGGCGACUGUCCGGCAGUGGCGCCAAACGGCACGUGCUUGGCGAUGUGCCGCGAAAGGACGCCAGUACGGCCGACGAGAUGAGUCUCGCGGAAGACGGCGAGGGGGCGGAUGCUGCGGUAUCGUCCGAGGACGAGGUGGAAGGACAGACGUUCGAGGGACCGGCGAAGGCAGUGUACGAAAAGGCGGCGCUCACGAUCAAUGCCCGGCUGGCGUUUGUGGACUUUACGGGUCUCCACGACAAGCGCAGUUUGGAAAUGCUCAUUCCGCUGAUCCAGCCACGGAAGCUGAUCCUGGUCGGAGGGAUGAAGCAGGAAACGAUGGCGCUGGCGACGGAAUGCCAGAAGCUGCUGGCGGCCAAAUCUGGGAUGGAAGUGUCGGCGGCGGAUUCGGCGGUCAUCUUCACGCCGGCCAAUGGCGAGAUGAUUGAUGCCAGCGUCGACACCAACGCAUGGAUGGUGAAACUGAGCAACAACCUGGUGCGGCGGUUGAAAUGGCAGCAUGUGCGCAGCCUGGGAGUGGUCACUCUGACGGCGCAGCUCCGGGGGCCAGAAGUGGCAGCCUUGGAGGAUUCGACCGAAGGCCCCAGCAAGAAAGCCAAGCUGUUGGAGGAGGGCAGUGAGGCCGCGACGAGCACGGCGGAGGGGGCCAAACCGGGGGACAAAUCGGACGGAUACCCCUUGCUGGAUGUGCUGCCGGCCAACAUGGCGGCGGGAACGCGGUCGAUGACCCGGCCGCUCCACGUGGGCGACCUGCGGCUGGCUGAUUUACGGAAGAUAAUGCAAGGGGCCGGACAUACCGCGGAAUUCAGGGGAGAGGGAACGCUGUUGAUUGACGGGAUGGUGGCCGUGCGAAAGUCAGCGACGGGGCGGAUCGAGAUUGAGGCAUCGGCGCAGUCAUCGGCGGCGACGAGUCUGAGUCGGGGGGGCGGAAGUUUUCUUGCUGUGAAGCAAAAGAUAUACGAAGGAUUGGCGGUGGUGUCAGGGAGUUAGUUGCAGUAGGAUUGACUAAUAUUGAUCUUAUCUCCCGAACCAUUGUCUAUCACCUACCAGUACUUCUAGUCCAUACAAAUGAUGCAAUCAUCUAACUAGUUACUAUAUACUCAGGAUCAAUGCGACAGUAUCAAUGCGAC